AUGAAGACCGUUCAGAUCGCAACUGCUCUCCUGCUGGCCGGCUCGGCCGCCGCCGCCCCAACCAACUGUGCUCGAUCAUCUACGACCGAUGCUACAGCCGCCGCCCUGGUGGCCCAGAUCGCCCCGGCCGCUGCCUCAGCCACCUGCUCCCCGACUGAUGAAUGCCGCACGGCAGCCCAGGCCGGGCCCCUGUUAGAGCAGGCCAUGAAGGACUACAACAUCACCUCGGCCGGCGAGAAGGCGGGCGUCUACGCGCUCAUGGCCUUCGAGUCCGUCAACUUCGAGUACAAGCACAACGUGUCGCCCGGCCGCCCGGGCCAGGGCACCGCCAACAUGCAGAUGUUCAACUACAACCUUGAGUACGCCAAGUCGAUCCCGGCACUCGCCGGCGAGGUUGGCAAGGUGGGCAGCACGGACACGGACGCCGGCAAGAACGCCGUGCUGGCGCUCGUCACCGACGACAAGUACAACUUCGGCUCCGGCCCCUGGUUCCUCGUGAACCACUGCGCCAAUGUCCGGUCCACGCUGGCCGCCGGGACCGACGCGGGCUUCGCCGCCUACAUGCAGUGCGUCGGUGUCUCGGUGACGGAGGACCGCAACGCCUACUGGCAGCGGGCCAAGGCGGCUUUCGGUCUCUAA
Molecule: messenger RNA, 639 nt
Organism: Neoarthrinium moseri
Lineage: Eukaryota; Fungi; Ascomycota; Sordariomycetes; Amphisphaeriales; Apiosporaceae
Exons: 1
Coding region: 1-639 (212 amino acids)
Source: RefSeq, a predicted model, not a curated record